GGCCAGUUGUUGUGCUUCACAUUGGGAGAAACGCAGCUCUGCAGAGGUGUGGGAUUAUCUGGACAUGGCAACCAGCGCUUCCUUCCAAAAGAUUGGAGUUGUAGGUUACGGACAUCUAGGGCAGUACCUGGUGGAGAGGAUCCUUAAAGAUGGAGCUGCUCUCGGUCUAACACUGGCUUUCGUUUGGAACAGAAAUUUUGACAAGCUCAAAGGUUUAGUUCCUGAUGAACUCAUACUUGGUGACCUAUCAUCCUUUGCAGAAAGGCGAUGUGAUGUGAUUGUAGAAGUGUGCCAUCCGCAGAUAGUGAAAGAAUUUGGGCUUCACUUCCUGUCUAAGUCUCACUUAAUGGUGGGUUCUCCCUCUGCCCUCUCAGACCCUGCUCUGAAUCAGAAGCUGCGUCAGGUGGCUCAGCAGUAUGGUAGGACACUCUACGUCCCCAGUGGUGCAUUAUGGGGAGGCCAGGACAUCCAGAGGCUAAAUGAUAGUGGAGCCUUGAAGGCUUUAUUUAUAAGAAUGUCCAAGCAUCCAUCCUGCUUCCGUCUGACAGGAGACGUCCUCUCUGAUUGGACGGAGGAAGAGGGCAGGCGUGUUUUAUUCAGAGGCUCAGUGGCAGAGUUGUGCCCACUUGCUCCAAACAAUGUUAACACCAUGGCAGCAGCAGCAGUGGCAGCAGGAACACUCGGCUUUACGGGUGUUCAGGGAGAGAUUGUGUCUGACACAGCGUUAAGUGAGUAUCAUGUGGUGGAGGUGGAGGUGACUGGGCCCGGUGGCUUCUCAGUACACACAGUAAGGAGGAAUCCAGCCAAACUCGGAGCAGUAACCGGCAGUGCAACAUACAACUCCUUCUGGAAUAGUUUACUAGUUUGCAAAGGUCAUGGUGGCCGAGUUUACUUGUGCUGAAGCAGACGAGAACUCUGCAGGAUUACCUACAACACAGCAAAACAAGCCAGAUAAAUCAGAUGGUUUAUAGUGGGUGUGUUGUGUGGAUGGUGUCACUGGAUCAGUAUGUUACAAAGAACUUGAAAACCCACAGACCUUGGAUAUUUGUGUUCCAAUAAACUGCAUGCAUACAAAGAA
Messenger RNA from Perca fluviatilis (European perch), 1078 nucleotides. RefSeq names its product aspartate dehydrogenase domain containing (gene aspdh). The record is from RefSeq and is a predicted model, not a curated record. Gene Ontology annotation, biological process: NAD+ biosynthetic process. The transcript is spliced from 8 exons. The coding region runs from base 65 to 901 and encodes 278 amino acids. Gene Ontology annotation, molecular function: NADP binding; L-aspartate dehydrogenase [NAD(P)+] activity. Lineage: Eukaryota; Metazoa; Chordata; Actinopteri; Perciformes; Percidae.